Molecule: messenger RNA, 1379 nt
Organism: Oreochromis niloticus (Nile tilapia)
Lineage: Eukaryota; Metazoa; Chordata; Actinopteri; Cichliformes; Cichlidae
Exons: 2
Coding region: 330-1013 (227 amino acids)
Cellular component (GO): cytoplasm
Molecular function (GO): NAD+ poly-ADP-ribosyltransferase activity
Source: RefSeq, a predicted model, not a curated record
AUUGUUAAAAGCACUUUGAGUGAUUAAGAGUAUAAUAUACGUGAAUAGGGUCAUGGCCCGCACGGGGAUCCACUUUGGCGUUAUUAGCACCACGCCCUAACCAACUGAGCUAACCGGCCCGUGCAGGGCGUUAUUUUGAGACCCUUCAUGCUAGAACGGCUGAUACGAAACUGAAAGUUAAGGGGAGGAGAUUCCCAUUCUGAACCUGAACAGAAAGUGGAAGUUAAAUAGAACAGACGGCUCUUCACAAAAGCCUUUAACUUUUAACUUUGAACUUCAACCAGCCUAAACGACACAAGGGCUUAAACAGCAUCCAUUUGUGAAGCAGGAUGUCGCUACAAUUCUUUGGAUGGGAGGUUACCUAUGAUGAUGAGUCUCCCAGUGUGGAGCUGACAGCCUCCCAGGCACCCAAAGAUAAGGGUGUCUACACCAUGUACCAUGGUACCAGCAUUGCCAAUGCACGUCUCAUCAUUGCCAAUGGCUUUCAGCAGUCGCAGGGGGGCAUGCUAGGAAAGGGUGUGUACGUCAGCCGUGAUAAGAAAAAGGCAGAACGUUAUCCAUUGAACAACAGCCCUACAGACCGUGUGGUCCUCGAGUUACGCGUGUCUGUUGGCCGUGUCAAACGCAUUGACAAGGACAACCAUCCUAUGCAGUACACUUGGAGCACGCAGGGAUAUGACACUGCUUGGGUACCCCCUAACUGUGGGAUGAAAGCUGUGCCCAGCGGCCUGGAAGAGGACUGUGUGUUUGACCCCAAAAGAGUGACAGUCGUGGGCAUUGCAAAGGCUCCACACAAUGUGCAGACAGAACUUAAGCAGCUGGUGGCUCAGAACAUCAGCCAUUCCAGCACAGUCCCGGGUGGAGUAGUGUAUGGUGCUGCUGCUUUGGACGUGUGUUCACUAUGCAAACGCAGGCAGCAGCAGGGGUCUCCACACAUCACGACACCAUGCUGGGGCUGUGGGCAAAACAUCUGUAUUCUUAUGAGCAAACAUGUAUGUCCAGUUAGCGUUUGAGAGUGAGUGACACGGAUGGAUUCACAUAUAUGAUCUGGCAGAGUGUCGGAAAAAAGCUCAAAAACGCAUAUGACUCAAAGUUUCUUCUGUUUCUUCCACUUUAGGGAUGUUUGAAUAUUGUUUACAAAGUUUUAUGUGAAUUUUAAAAGUCACUGCUCAUUCUAAUUUACACUGCUGUCUUUUAUAGUUUACGUGCAAUCAAGAUGAGACAAUUGUUAGAUAUUGGGAAAAUGUCUUUAUUUCACUUUGAAUGUAGAUGCGGUACCUGCAUUUUAAGCACAUUUUGAAAUAUGUGACAAUCAUGACUUCAACUUAAAGAGGUGAUUAGAUCAUGUAAAGCCAUUAAAGCCAUUAUUUAAAGACCCA